UAAGUCUUUGAGCCUAACAAACGGCGACGUCUCAGAACUAGUGUCUGAUUUUGAUCACAAUUUGAUUUUGUUAAAUCAGCUGAGGUCAGACAGGAAAGUCACUCGUGGGCACUAAUGGGCUCCUGUGGUGUGAUGUCACUUCCUGCUGGAGCGCUCAGGCCUCAAUCAGAGUGUGUGAUGGAUGGGACGCUCUGCUCGUGGGCACACACUUGUUUGCGUGACUUCUCAUAGUUUUCAUACAAAGCCCCAGACUGAGCUCCGAGCAGCUGAGAUGCGAGUCCUGGUCCUGAUCCUGCUCUCGUCGCUGUGUGCUCCAGACCCUGCGCCGCUGAAAGACGCCACGGUCUAUCUGAAGCCAUACGCUUAUUUACCUUCAUCAAGCAGCGCUGAGCCUCAAGGGAUUCAAGAUGAGCAAAUCAAUAAGGCUCUCAGCUCUGAGAUCUCUGAUGUGUGUAAUGUUUCAGGAUCUUCCAGCGUCAUCAGGACAUCAGAGCUCUGACCGUGAAGAGAGCGGCCCGCUGCGGUCUGAGCGAAUCCUUCAGCCGUAUGCUGACAUACAGAGUCCUCGGUCAGUGGCGUAAGAAGAGACUGACGUACCGCUUCUAUAACCACGCUCCGGCUCUGGGCUGGUCCGGGACACGAGCAGCGGUCCGCACGGCCUUCAGUUACUGGAGCGCGGUCAGUCCGCUUCUCUUCCUGGAGGUCAGCUCAGGUCACGCCGACAUCAACAUCGCCUUCCACCGGAGAGACCAGGGAUGCCCGGUAGCGUUCGACGGACCCGGGCAGGUUCUGGGACACGCCGAGGGCCCGGAGUCUGGCGCGGUUCAUUUUGACGCAGACGAGGUUUGGACAGAGGGGCAGAGUUACGGAGCAAACCUGCGAAUCGUAGCGGCCCAUGAGAUAGGCCACGCCCUGGGACUAGGCCACUCCCAGUUCCCUGGUGCGCUCAUGAGCCCUGUGUUCACCGGAUACCAGCGCGACUUCAGACUGCACCCCGAUGACAUCCGCGGCAUUCAGGCUCUGUACGGUAAGAGCAUGCACUCAUGCUUCUGUCUGACCGUUCAAAGGCCAAAGCUGACCUCAGCUCUUGCAGGAAAACCUGUUGAGAAAGCAUCCGGCGCUCAGAGAAAGCCCAUGCCGGACCCCUGCUCCGCGGGACUGGACGCCCUCAUGCUGGGGCCUCUUCAGAAGACGUUUGCAUUCAGGGGUCAUCACGUGUGGACCGUCUCAGAUUUGGGAGAUAGCGCUCCGAUUUCCAUCAGUACUUUGUGGAAAGAACUGCCCGGGAACAUCAAUGCAGCUGUUCACUCACAAAGAACCAACAAAUCCUACUUUCUGAAAGGAGAUCAAGUCUGGAGAUAUUCGGGCUUUAAACUGGACCACGGCUACCCAAAGCGCCUCGCCAUCCCCUCCCACAUCCAGGCGGCGUUCUUCCUCCGGAGCCGGCGAGCGCUCGUCUUCAUCAAGGGAUCCGAGUACUGGCUCUGGGAUGAACUGGGAUCAGCCAAACCUCUGAAGCUCCGCCCCAGGCUCCUGUCUGAGCUCAGCUCCGGUUUGCCCAGGGAUCCGGACGCUGCCUUCAGCUCGAGCGACGGACGCGUCCAUGUGUUCAGCCGAGAGCGCUUCUGGAGCCUGAGUCCCGCUCUGACGCCGCUCCGAUCCACAGAGACAUGGAUGCGCUGUGACGACUGA
Puntigrus tetrazona (Sumatra barb) is the source of this 1692-nucleotide messenger RNA. Its product is annotated as matrix metalloproteinase-19-like. The transcript is spliced from 8 exons. Gene Ontology annotation, cellular component: extracellular matrix. NCBI's taxonomy places the organism in Eukaryota, Metazoa, Chordata, Actinopteri, Cypriniformes, Cyprinidae. Bases 547 to 1692 code for a protein of 381 amino acids. Gene Ontology annotation, molecular function: zinc ion binding; metalloendopeptidase activity. Gene Ontology annotation, biological process: proteolysis; collagen catabolic process; extracellular matrix organization. The record is from RefSeq and is a predicted model, not a curated record.